AUGAUUGUCUUAAAUUAUAUAGCGGCGUUUGCAACCGUGAGUGCAACUCUCACAAAACAAGAAACUAAGAGCCCACUAGAUAUAGACCUUUUCUAUGGCACCGAAAACGGUGGUAAUGUGUUCCCUGGUGCAACCCGGCCAUUCGGUAUGGCGAAAGUUGGAGUCGAUGUGUUGGACACGGAGUUUGGAAAUGCCUAUUCUGGAUAUGCACCAGGCGGUGUUGUUACAGGUAUUUCAAUGAUGCACGAAAGUGGAACUGGAGGAGCACCGGAGUAUGGGGUUGUGGCACAGUUGCCAUUCACUGCCAAGUUUGACCACACUACCCAAAUGACAUUGACAAGACAGCAAUCGGACACUGCAAAAGUUGGGUACUAUGCUGUCAACUCGAGUGGUGUUGAUAUAGAAGCGACUGCUGGUGAGAGAUUUGGAAUCUUGAAAUACAACUUUAAAGACAACAACGGCAGUGCCCAAGUUUUGAUCAAUGUAUCGCAUCACUUGACAGCUCCCGAUAGGCCCUGGUGGACACAGUAUUUUGUCAACGGAUCAAUUGAAGCGACAACAGAAGGUUAUACUGGCUAUACAACUAUAAAAGAUGGUUGGGGCGAUCAAGCGCCGUGGACGGUCUACUUUUGUUCCAACUUUUCACAAGCGGCUGAUUCGGUUUCCAGAUUUGACAAGAAUGGAGUUACAAAAGACCAAAAUUUAGCUUCCUCAACGACUCAAGAUGAUUCGUUUGGCCUUGUGUUUGAUUUUGGCAACCAAGUCGAUGAAGUCGUCAGUCAUGUUGGUAUAUCAUUCAUUUCAACAAACCAAGCCUGCAGCAACAUCAACCACGAGCAAGGGUUUGAGGAACUAGUUGAAGAAACACAAACAGUUUGGCAGGAUGAGGUGUUUAAGAAGUUUGAAUUGGCUGGCGACAGUGACAAGAUCGACCAGUUUUACACAAACUUGUAUGGAACUCACCUCAUUCCAAGCAACAAAACGGGAGAGAAUCCGAGCCCUGGAUGGACAUCAUCACAAGUCUACUACGAUGAUUACUUCACCGUUUGGGACACGUUCCGUUGCCUCAAUCCGUUGUUGAACCUAGUCAACCCCACAAGAGGAUCCGAAAUUGUGCAAUCGUUGGUUAAUAUCUAUUCCAACGAAGGAUGGACUCCCGAUGGCCGCUCUGCCAACCAGAAUGGAAGAGUUCAAGGUGGGACCAACUCCGAUAUUGUUAUGGGUGAUGCAGCCCUAAAAGGAUUAGAGAAUAUUGAUUGGGAGACUGCAUAUUCGGCGAUGAAGAAGAAUGCUGAAAUGCAACCGCCUUAUUGGUAUGAUCUGUUUGCCCCUGACGCUUCCACUAAACAAGGGAGAGGAGCUCUUCCUGAUUGGUUGGUGUACGGCUACGUAACUAGGAAUUAUACAAGGUCUGUGAGUCGUACCAUCGAGUAUGCUUAUGAUGAUUUUGCCUUGAGCCAAGUUGCAAAAAAAUUGGGCAAGCAAGACGACUAUGACAAGUAUCUUACUCGCUCGGCCAACUGGCAAAAUAUUUGGAACAAAAAUGCUUCUGCUGAUGGGUACAACUACACUGGGUUUAUCCAGCCACGCAACGCUGAUGGUUCUUUCAAUUCAACAAAUUACGACCCUUUCUCGUGCGGCAGUUGCUAUUGGGGUGAUGAUGAAUACGAAGGAAAACCGGUUGAAUAUGGGUUUGCUGUGCCUCAUGACAUUGAGUCCUUGAUUUCUUUAAUUGGCGACAACGACACUUUUGUUCAGCGUAUCAAUGAUUUAUACCCAUUGCAUGGAAAGAAAAUAGCUGAUGUUGGUAAUGAGCCCAGUUUUCUCACUCCGUUCUUGUUCAACUUUGUCAACCAGCAGUAUAGAUCAGUGGAGUUGGUCAAUUACAUCUUAACCAAUGAUUUCAAGCUGGGAAGCAAAGGGUUGCCGGGAAACUCCGAUGGAGGAGCCAUGCAAGCGUGGGUUAUUUUCAGUUUAAUGGGUUUGUAUCCAGUUGCAGGAACCACCACAUAUUUAAUCACUUCACCCUCGUUGAGCAGCAUCAAGUUGCAUUUGGACAAUGGCGCUACUUUUGAAAUCAAAGCCAACAAUUUGUCAGAAGAUAACAUUUACGUGCAAAGCUUGAAGGUGAAUGGCCAAGAUUGGAGCCAAAACUGGGUUGACCACGACACUGUUUUUGGCGCAAGUGGGGGUUCAAUUGAGUUUGAGUUGGGCAGUGAGGCCAAAGUGUGGGAAUCAGGCGAUGCUCCCCCAAGUGUUGGCCACUAUGAGCAUUAG
This is a messenger RNA of Lodderomyces margitis, 2277 nucleotides long. RefSeq lists its product as uncharacterized. Gene Ontology annotation, biological process: protein deglycosylation; glycoprotein catabolic process; protein quality control for misfolded or incompletely synthesized proteins. Gene Ontology annotation, cellular component: cytosol; nucleus. Bases 1 to 2277 code for a protein of 758 amino acids. Lineage: Eukaryota; Fungi; Ascomycota; Pichiomycetes; Serinales; Debaryomycetaceae. Gene Ontology annotation, molecular function: peptide-N4-(N-acetyl-beta-glucosaminyl)asparagine amidase activity; carbohydrate binding. The transcript has a single exon. The record is from RefSeq and is a predicted model, not a curated record.